AUGACAUCAACCACAGCAGCCGAUGAAAUAUUCUCCGACGAAUCAAGCUUCUAUGGCGACGAUGAUGAAAAGAACCAGCUGGAGGCACAAGUCUCAUCCUACGACCCAGAGCUAUUCUGGGUAGAGACCCAUCCGAAGCUUCUAUCAACCAUACAGGAGCAGCUGCGCGCGCCGCCAACACGCGCAAAGGCCUCACCAUCAGACGUUUCUAUGGACGAUGCAUCCCCAGAACCCAGCACCCUACGGUGCAACCAGCGCGGGAAGACCGAGCCCAUAGAGCACUUUUUAGCGCGUCUUCCGCCAUCAACAACUAAAUCCGCGAGCGUAGGCCCCUGGAUCUGGAUGUUCAAUCCACAUGAGGUGCCGCCGAGACAAAGCGGUGAUGUUCCCGCUCUGCUUCGGAAAGGCAGGGAGCUUCUGCAGGAGUACGAGAAUGAGAGUACGAUACUGCGCGAGGCGCAUGAUAAGUCUGGCGCGAAAACUACUGCUGCUUUGACUCGUAAAUUGAACCCGAUGAGGAAGGAACUUGAGAAGAACAUUCUUGCUCUGGCGAGAGAGACGGGUGUUACGGAUGGGAAGUGGAUGCUUUUUCCGACUGUUGAUCAGGUUGAUAAGUCCUGGAAGACGGUGGUUAAGGCGAUGGAGAAGGGGGAGCUUGGGGAUGCGGCGAAAGUUGCUACUGAUGAUGGGGGUGGACAGAGUCGGUUGAUUUGUGUUUACACAGCUGAUUUUGGGGAUGUUGAGGAUGUUAAGCGGGUUGUGAGUAAGUUAGUUGAUCUUGGGCUUGUUGGAAAGGGGUCCCGGCCUAUUUACUACAAGACUGAUGCGUUCACUCAUCUGGAGAUUAACUCGAAAAAUGAGUAUGGGCUGAAGGCGAGUAUGUAUUCGAGUCGGGAGGUGCUGGAGGGGAAGUAG
Penicillium vulpinum is the source of this 915-nucleotide messenger RNA. RefSeq names its product DUF1917 domain-containing protein. The record is from RefSeq and is a predicted model, not a curated record. The coding region runs from base 1 to 915 and encodes 304 amino acids. Lineage: Eukaryota; Fungi; Ascomycota; Eurotiomycetes; Eurotiales; Aspergillaceae. The transcript is spliced from 2 exons.